UGUCAGCUGAAGACUUGGAAAGGAGUGAGAGCUUCAAGCACUUUUCCUUGUGCUGGGUCAUCUGGCAGAGUGUGAGAGCUGGGAGGAUUGCAGUUGGUGCUUCCGAGAUGUCAGCAGAGCAGUAAAAAGGGGUUUUGGAUGCUGAUGGGGACUUGAACAGCUGUGAAACCUCUCUAGGGACUGGAACAAAGGGGAACCCAUGGAUGGUUUUUACUCCUCCGUGGAAGGAGAUGGGCAGGAUGUGAUCAAUGACACCAGUAGUAGGAAGAGCUGGGCAGAGGAAGGCAACUCCGAGUUGUCCUUCCGGGUGGUGACAGCAGCCUUACUCUUCCUUCUCAUCCUCACCACGCUCCUGGGUAACACGCUGGUGUGUGUGGCAGUGGUCAAGUUCAGACACUUGCGCUCUAAGAUCACCAAUUUCUUCGUUAUCUCCUUGGCAGUUUCUGAUCUCUUUGUGGCUGUACUGGUGAUGCCCUGGAAGGCUGCCACUGAGGUGGCUGGGUUCUGGCCCUUUGGGGCUUUCUGUGAUGUUUGGGUGGCUUUUGAUAUCAUGUGCUCCACAGCUUCUAUCCUCAAUUUGUGCAUCAUCAGCGUGGACCGUUACUGGGCCAUUUCGAACCCCUUCCGCUAUGAGAGGAAGAUGACGCAGCACGUGGCUUUCAUCAUGAUCGGAGUGGCUUGGCUACUGUCCCUCUUGAUAUCCUUCAUCCCUGUGCAGCUGAAGUGGCACAAGGAUCGUGAGCUCCUUAGCCAACAGGAGCCAGGUUUUAAUGUCACCGCGGAGGAGGAGAACUGUGAUGCCAGCCUCAACAGGACUUACGCCAUCUCAUCUUCUCUUGUUAGCUUCUACAUCCCUGUUGCCAUCAUGAUUGUAACGUACACCCGCAUCUUCCGCAUUGCCCAGCGGCAGAUCCGCAGGAUUUCCUCCCUGGAAAGGGCGGUGGAACAUGCCCAAAACUGCCACAGCAGCGACUGCCCUCACGAUGCUUCCCUGAAGAACUCCUUCAAGAAGGAGACUAAGGUCCUCAAGACCCUCUCUAUCAUCAUGGGCGUCUUUGUCUUUUGCUGGCUGCCCUUCUUCGUGCUCAACUGCAUGGUGCCCUUCUGUAAUCUCGACCUUCGUGAGCCAGGAGAGCUACCUUGUGUCAGCAAGACUGUCUUCAACAUCUUCGUCUGGUUCGGGUGGGCCAACUCUUCCCUCAAUCCUAUCAUCUAUGCCUUCAAUGCAGACUUUCGGAGAGCUUUUGCAACCAUCCUGGGCUGUGGCUGCCUUUGCCCCAGCAAUGCAGUGGAGACGGUGAACUUCAGCAAUGAGCUGGUCUCCUACCACCACGACACCACAUAUCAGAAGGAAGUGGUGACCCUCAGCUACCCCCAGCUUCUCCCUCAUGCUCUUCUGCAGACGGAAAACAACGAGGUGUCCUUUGACAAGGUUUCUCAGGUCUCUGAGCCCUCUCACAACACCUGCCCUGUGGAUGCCUUGCCUGCAGUCAUGCACGUGGAAUGUGAAAUGGCUGUCUCGCUGGAGAAGAUUACACCUUUCACCAGCAAUGCAUUCGAUUGAGACAGGGUUGGGAAAAGGGUGGUGGGAUGGUCUUGAGGAGAGAUGGAAGCAGGGACACUAUUGCAGUUGCCUAUUUUCUGAGGAGUUUGAGGAUAAUGUGGAUAUCGUGCACUCUGCCUGGGCACGAGUUUGCAUUAAUAAGUGUGUGGAAUAGCCAGAGUGAUUUUCCAGAUGGCUCGAGGGGUUUUGGAUACGUGUUUUUGUAACUCUCAGUUUCAGACCCAGCCCAAGUGGGCAGUAGAGAUCUCUCUUGCUGCUCUCUAGUUGACCCAUGGAAAAAUGCCUUCUGCAAAAGAUGAAAAUGCAAGGGCUCAAAUUCCACUUUCCUUGUGACUUCAGCUGAGAAAGCAAAGACUUGUGUGGUCUGCUGAGCCUCUCCAUAGUCAGUGAAGUAAAAACGCAGCUGUGCUUGUGGGGAGAGAGGCUGGUUUUGCCACUGCCUGUGUCCAAAAGGCCAUCAGCCCAAGGCUGCUAAAUGGACAUGAGCCAAAUGCAACUGCUUGCUUGGUGAUAACUGCUGCUGGCAGAACUAGAUAAUCCUGCCUUGUGCUCAGUGGGACAAUGCGUAGCAGCCUUUAGCUAGGGAAACCCACGUUCCUAGUGGGCUGUGCAGGAGGGAGGUGAUGGCCUUGCUAGGGUAACUCUCUUUAGGCUCACCUCUGACUGUCUCUCUUGCUCAGGCAAAUUAUCCUGCAGGUCUGGACAGGUAUGCAGCCACCUCUCCUGGAGCCCCAAGGCUGUGCUUGGUAGCAGCUUGUCUGGAGCGUGUUGUGGGGAAGGAUUUGGCAUGCUAAAGGUGUGCUCUGGCCCCUGGAGCAAGAGCCAGCCUCUCUAAGCUGGGAUAUGCACAGCUGAGGGCAGUCUAGGAUGAACACAAACUGUGUUUUAGCCCCAGGAUGUUGGACUGUUUGCUUGGAGCCUUUGGGAAUGAGGGCGUCUGAGCCCUUCAGACUCUGAGGAUAGAGGAGAAAAUCAGAUGUUAAAGCAAGAACAUUGCUGUUUUGGUUUCUGCGCCUCCACCACAUCAUCCAUCAGUCAGGUCCUCCUCCUUUGCCUAGACUGUUUCUUCUCCCUUUUACUUUGUUCUCCCUCUAAUUCCCUUCCUCCCCCAUUUCAUUCAGGAUCCUUCCCCACUGCCUCCCUUGCUGUCUCAUUUCAAUAAUAAUGGCUUUUUAAGAAGCACUCCUUGCUCACCUGUACUCUUUAAUUAGCCUCUCCUGUGCGUAUGGGAGCUUGUGUCUGGUUAGCUGGGGGUAGAAACAGCAAGUGAACAGCCCCCAGCAUUUCACUGCCGGCUGUGACACAGUGACUUUAGAAAGGUGUUUUGAUCGGUGCCUGGUUAAACACUGCAGCAGCAAGUGGCACAUCCACGUUGUCUUGAAUCUGAGACAUCUUUACCUCUCUGGCACAGCAGAAGAGCCUCUCCCCCUCCCCGGCAAAUGUUAACAAAAAGAAAAAUCAAAAAGUGAUAAUUACAGAGUAACGGUAAUUAUUAAAUAGAGCCCAAUUAUAGUCAAGUUACAGCAUAAUCAGCGUGGGAGGGGAGCAGAGCUUACCGUAUCUCCAAGGUCGAUGCUUGGAUUUUUCUAGGGAAGCACUGGUAAGACUCAACUUCAUGUAUAACCGUCUCUCCCUGUAGCAGUGGUGGCUAGCUGUCAAAACUGAGACAGUCUUGGGGCUUUUCAGCUCUGGGAGGACAGUACAGCCUAACUUAGAGAAGGAGUUGUUGUUCUGAGAUGGGCACAAUCAUCUGGUGUGUUUCUAGGAGGCCCAACGCAACUAAUUUCAUUUGAACGUUGCUGCAAUACAUAUAAUAAUUUCCCACGCUAAAAGCAGGGUGUUGUAGCAUGUGUAGUAUGGUUGUGCUUUACUUCGGGACUCCUGGCUUGGUGGUGAGAGAGAGAGUCAGAAUACCCAGCUUUUUUCAAAGCAGUACUGUCCUGGUCUCCCUGUUUUUGAAGAGUUUACUGAUACUCAAUCUUGUGGCAAAGUUCUGAGGCUUAAUGCAUGACUGUUUGUAAAGAGACUGGAGAAAAGCAAGCAGCUCAAUGUAUCACUGUUAUCUGUGAUAAGUUGCAGGGUGAACCUGCAAACAAAAGACAAUGGAGAGGGUGAUAUGAUCCUUUCUUUU
This is a messenger RNA of Haliaeetus leucocephalus (bald eagle), 3695 nucleotides long. RefSeq names its product D(1) dopamine receptor-like. The transcript has a single exon. The record is from RefSeq and is a predicted model, not a curated record. NCBI's taxonomy places the organism in Eukaryota, Metazoa, Chordata, Aves, Accipitriformes, Accipitridae. The coding region runs from base 200 to 1564 and encodes 454 amino acids. Gene Ontology annotation, cellular component: membrane. Gene Ontology annotation, biological process: adenylate cyclase-activating adrenergic receptor signaling pathway. Gene Ontology annotation, molecular function: G protein-coupled receptor activity.